CAGGCAUGGGAAAGUUCUCCCAACUUUUUCCGAUUACAUCGAUUCUUUUUAAAGAAGGCGAACAUAAAGCGAGAGGAACUGCAGACCGCUACUGGAAGCUGCGGAGGGGGACAUCAAACGCACAGUGAGCGCUGAGGCCAUUAAGCCAAUAAGGAGACAAACCCCUUUUCACGAGAGAGAAAGGAGCAGAGGAUGUCCAGAGGUGACUGGUCCUUCCUGGAGCACCUGCUGGAGGAGGGCCAGGAGUAUUCGACAGGCAUUGGCCGCAUCUGGCUCACUGUACUCUUCCUGUUUCGCCUGCUGGUACUGGGAACAGCUGCUGAAUCUGCCUGGGAUGAUGAACAAACUGACUUUGUCUGCAACACGCGCCAGCCUGGCUGCACUGCUGUGUGCUACGACAGAGCUUUCCCCAUUUCCCACUUUCGCUACUUUGUCCUGCAAGUCAUCAUAGUCUCCACGCCGACCAUCUUCUACUUUGGAUAUGUGGCUUUAAGGGCUGGGAAAGACAAGAAAGAACAAGAGGAUAAGAAUGAGAAGCAGGCAGAAGAAAGCAGAAGUAAAGGAGGAGAAAUUGUUAUAGAAAGAGACAGUAACUAUGCGACUAAAGACAAUGCAGAAAAGAAGGAGAAACAAGAGGAUGGUGGCAAAUGCAGAAAAGCUUACAAGGUCCCUCCUGUGGCUCCUAAACUGAAAGGCAGGCUGCUGUGUGCAUAUGCAUUCAGCAUCCUGUUGAAAGUCUUUCUGGAAGGUGGCUUUAUUGUAGGUCUGUGGUUCCUUUACGAUGGGUUCUACAUUGCAGCAAAGUUUGAGUGCAAGGGUUUCCCUUGUCCUCAUACGGUGGACUGCUUUGUCUCUCGGCCCACAGAGAAGACCAUUUUCACCAUUUACACUCAGGUGAUCGCUUCCAUCUCCCUGCUUCUCAACCUCAUUGAGCUGCUCCACCUCCUUCAACUUGCCAUCUCCCAUCGACUGGAGAAACAUUACUACACCCAGCACCAGGACCAUCUACCUCAGGCAGAGAGGACAACAGCACGAGAGGAGAUUCCAGAAGUCGUAACAGAGCCAUCACAGUCUUGCAAAACAGCGAGCCAUGUUAACCUCCCUGUCCAGAGUAAGGCUGCACGUUACUCCAACCCCUGUGAGAGCUACAGGGAUCUGGCGAUAGAGGUGAACUGGGGACCUGGUGAGGCUGAGAGUGACCCGCUUCCUACUUAUGUGAACUGCAUGGGGGCAAUGAGGACCACACAUUCACCAAGAGUCCAUUAUAAGAAACACACACACCACACUGGGAAAAUCACUAAGGGUGCCCUUAAGGGACACUCAAAACAAAAACAUUAUGUAUGACACGGUCAGAUGGGGUAAUGUGUUACUUGUGACUGUGAAAGCUUUGUUUGAUUUCUGAAACUUCCACUUUUUUGUAAAUACUAUCUUGCACAUGACACUUGACUAUCAGGGUUGCAUGGUCAAACAACUAUUGCACUGUGAACCUUAUGCCUCAGAGGCAGGCGGAGGUUCGAACCAAGAUUUGCCAGACAAACUGACCUAUUCAAAACAAAUCAUUUUGAGAGCAUUCCACAAGGCAAAGAAAAUGAGGAUCCACCAUGAAGGAAGAUACAGUCAUAAUAUGCCUUCAUGUUACGUUUAACGGCUUUUGGUGUUGAAUGUAACAGGGGGAAAUAAAACACUGCAUCAGGGGGAUAUUGUUUGAGUGCAUAUGGGAGAGUAUGCAGCAGGGCCACAUUUCAGCAUAUUCCUCUGAGAUUUGCAGUGUAACCCUUGGAGUUCUUUCAACCCUUCCCUCCCUCCUCUCCCAUGCCUGUGUUCACACUGUGGAAUGAAUUGGUCUCUGGAUCCUGCUCAGCUACCAAGUGGAUAAUGGCUACGUGGAUGCAGGCAUGCAUGCAUGCACACGCACAAUGUGCAAUUCCCCCCUUUCACCCAGUGAGUUUUGGUCACUCAAAUUGGGGUUAUGGACUGGGGAAGAGAAGGGGAGCCAAACCAUGAGAAUCCUGGGAUCGUAAAUGACUUCUCAUUGGCAGUGACCACUGUAUUUUAGCUCUGAAGAAAGAGGAAGAGAGAGGACAACUUCGUAUUAGAUGGCAAGAGCUGAAUAAUGGAGAAAAGACAAGUAUCUGGUUUGAAAAUCAAACCUUUUGGGAAGCUCGAGAACCUAAAAAAUGCAUUAGUGAUUGAAAGAUUAAUGGACUAAAAGCGGUACAGAAAUACAAACGUAAUGAAAGGAAACAACUGUCUGAAAACUGUAUUUAAUGUUUAAAGUAAUGUGAAGAAAUACCAGUGCUAAUAUUUAUUACUUUGUGUAAAAUAAAAUACCAUUAAUAAAUAAUGACACCAUGAAUUUAGGAUGGAAUUACUCAACAAAUUAAAAGUCUUCAAAUCAAUGACAAGCUGCAUCAUUCAUGUUAUACAAAAUAGAUUAAUGGUAUACAGAAAACACAUUCCAAUACACACUGAUGGGUUGUGUAUAUUGUGUGUAUUGUCUUACUCCUUUGAGAACAGGGAUGAGAUUUCUGUGUGGGGAAAAUGUCUCUGAAGUGUGUAGUGCUUCUUUGUCCAACCAUACACUUUCCACUAUCCAAAUACUGUCACAAUACAGAGGCACUGAAUCACUCAAGAGAAAGCGUUUUGGGGAUAAUAGAAGGACGGAGGUGUGGAGAAAUAGAAGAGCCUUACAGCGUAUUAAAUGCACCAGAAGGGAAAAAAAUGGAGGGAAAUAACUUAGAUUUAAUGGCUGUUUUUAAAUCUCUAGUUCUGGCUGUAUAGGGAACAAAGGGAUCAAUUAUAUGCCAGUAAAAGUUCAUACAAGGUGGAACAGCACUUUCUAUUUCAUAUCCCCCAGGGGGUCCUGACUGUGAACGCCGUUUUCGAAGAAAGCGAUUGAUAAAAUCCAGAGCUCAGCGCCUUCCACAAAAGGUGCUCGGCCAGGCUCUGAAUAAAAUGUAGCCAUACAUCUUCUCAGGGAGGCAGCCGCCGCGCUCUGCUGUACGGUGCUCAUUUCCACCAAUUUACCGAACUGUCUCCAUGACGAUAAGGAGUUAUCUAUAGCAGGAAAGUGGGGUUAUGGGAAAUAUAAGUGAGACAGGUUCUCAUGAAACAAACAGCUUGAACUGCGUGAGGCCGAAAAAGAACUGCAACAAGAAGCUGAAACACAGAAAUUAAAUAAAGAAUCUAACUUUUGCUGCAAUGUUAUCAACAUGUUUUAUGGAUUAAUAAUAAUAGGAAGACUCAGAUUCAUUUCCUCAGAGUGGAAUGUGUUUUUACCGUUGGCAGCCCAUUCCUGUGUCAAGGAUAAAUUGGCAGAUAUUGUUGAGAGAACAAUCCAAACAGAGCCUGUUGAAGCUUCCCAAUUCGGUGCCUGUUCACAAAAACUUGGCUGGCAUUCCCGUGCAGCCUUGUUAUCUCAGUGCAUGUAUGCGCACUUGCAUGGAUGUGUCAACAAGAUUUGUUCGUGUGUGUUUUCGCAAAAGCCCAGGGGUCACAGAACAGAUUGCUCGGGGGCGACCCACACCGGCCCUCUGCCUGCCAACCAAAGCCGGCAGUGGAGCAGCGGCGCUCCCUUUUGCAUGCAUCUUUCUUAAAGCCAACCAAGCGGGAGAAGUCAUACACCCUGCUCUGUUCUUUCCACAGAGUAAACUCUCACCUCCUGUUCAGUGAAGCAAAUAUAAACCCAAGAUGAGAACAACAGAGCAGCUCACAGCCAUUUACUUCUCUACAGUCGGUAUCUACCCACCUGAAAAAAAGUGCAGCCCUCCUAUGAAGCCCCCCAACUGCGCAGAUGAAAGUGAUGUUAUGGCUACAUGUUCUUCUGUUAGGACAACAGGACACAAGUCAAAUGCUCCCCCAUUCAUUGGCUUGAUUAUCUGUUAGUCACGUCUAGACUAUUUCCCAAACUCAGAGCAAUCAAAUCAAACACACACUGCUUUCAGAGGAU
Scatophagus argus is the source of this 3949-nucleotide messenger RNA. RefSeq names its product gap junction protein alpha 4 (gene gja4). The transcript has 2 exons. The record is from RefSeq and is a predicted model, not a curated record. Gene Ontology annotation, biological process: cell communication. NCBI's taxonomy places the organism in Eukaryota, Metazoa, Chordata, Actinopteri, Scatophagidae. Gene Ontology annotation, cellular component: connexin complex. The coding region runs from base 193 to 1344 and encodes 383 amino acids.